Messenger RNA from Amoebophrya sp. A120, 4094 nucleotides. NCBI's taxonomy places the organism in Eukaryota, Dinophyceae, Syndiniales, Amoebophryaceae. The record is from the annotation of a GenBank genome assembly.
CCUGUCGUGACGAGGACGCGUUUCGUUUUAAUCGCACCACUUCCACAACAAGACGGACUUAUACUUGCGGCCGUGCCACCUCACACCCGCCGCUGCCAGUGCGGCCUGGAGGGCACGAAGAACAAGUGACGCAUGUUGGACAAGGUCGCCCUUGUGGGGAGACGAGAGCCACCGCAUUACUACCGACCCAAGAUGGUUUCCUCGAUAAUUUCGAGUAUCCCGCCACUGCGGUACCCACACACGCAGCAGACGAGGUAAGCGAAUCGGAAUCGGUAGAGGACCAUCAACCAGAAAUAAAGAGAGGACGAUACAGUUACCAAGACGGAGGCCAACAUCUGUGUCGUGAUAAUGUUAAUGACCAUAAGCAGCUUGUGGGGGCAGCAGGCAAUGGCCAGGAUUUCUUCUACAACCACAAGCAGCACAUCAACCAAACUGCAACCACAGCUAGACGAGCACUUGUUCCGGAAGAUUAUAAUGCUGCUGCGACCUUCUAUAUGACAGUGCACAACUGCCCCUCCUUUUCAUUUGUAUAGCAUGAACGGCAGUAGUACAAGCAUCAGCAAGAAUGCCGGUCUUGCAUGACAAAUUCAAAUUUACAAUGGAGUGCAGUGCUACUUGGGGGCUAGCAGAAGUUGUCAUGCAAACAGCGCCAAGAGGCAGAGCCUGGAUUUGGGAAAUUGCAUGACAAAUGAGGGGGAGAGGCGGUUGUGCACUCUCAUAACGACCUACGACUUCGACACUAGUCCACGAGGACUCGUUAUCCAAGAAAAAAAGUGUUUCACUGUAAGCAAGGAUUUUGCAAGUUUUGCAUCACAGGUUUGCUCUACAUGACAGGGAAAAUUUGCCAUGCGAGGUUCCUAAGAGAAAACACAGCUAAAAAUCGACUCUCUUGCAUGUGUAGCAAGACAAACACUUCUUAGAUGCAUUUUCUGCAUUACAAGUCUACAGUGAAACAGUUUUUUUCUUCGAUACUCGCCCUCGCUCCGCCUCCUCCUCCGUCCUCGGCGAGAGCCUCUUCAGUGCUACUACAUCUACAACACCAAGCCGAGAUCUACACCGGCCGGUCUACGGAAGGCGGCACUUCUUCGGAGGGGACAGCCGACCACCUGGAAUACUUCGCGUCCCCCUUGCACGAUGUGCACAAACAUAAGCGGAGAUCGAUGGCGCAGAGGACGUAUGAAUUGCAAAAGUAUCGUACUAGUAUUAAUCGCAUGACAAAUUUUUUCAGCAUGAGAAACGAAAUUUGUAAUGCGAAUCCACCUCAAGAAGGAGGUUUGUAAUGCAUGGCUAUGGUUACUACGAGGGCGAUACUUGUUUUGCAAUUCAUAGGACGUCCUUUACUGCCACACUCGGAGGUCGUGGCCGUGGUUGUAGCGGUGUACGGAGCCGUUCUGGAAGCUGGAUGAGUGCUAUGACAGUGCACAACUCCGCCUCCCGCUAGUUUGUCAUGCAAAAUGCCAAAUCCAGCUGCUGCCUUGUAGCGCUGUUUGCACGACAAAGAAAUUAUGGAAGCCCCCAAAUAGUUAUGGUACUACAGUCGGCGCACGAACUUGUCAUGCUCAGGCUCCACGUGUGCUGGGGUUUGUGUUGCUGCUCAUGCAAUACAAUGGAGAGGGAGGGGGUUGUGCACUUUCAUAAGCGAAGUCGUGGUGGUGGACAACGUCACCGAUUUCUGCCACGAAAUAUGGCCCGCUCAGGUGUUCUUACCAUCUCAACUGUUGCAAUAGAAUCCGGAAUUUGUCUUGCAUGAAUAGCAUAAGCACUAUACGGAGAUAAAUUGGGCUUUUCGCAAUACAAAUUUCGCCAGACUCUCAUUGGGUUUGGAGGUCCGAAACUUGUCAUGCGCCCACCUGCGAGGCUAGGACAGAUGUUGCGCAUUUUGCAACACAAAUUCCAUACUCUGGAGUCCCGUUUGAAGAGAUUGUUGUAACACCUGAGCACGUUAUACGAAAUGGCCCGGAUUUCGGUCUCCCCAAGAAGGCGACUCCGCCAGGGCGGAGAAAAAGUAGACCACGAGGAGACCACAAACAGGCGCAAAACUUCUUCUAUGUCGAGCGGCUUAAUACCACUUCCACUACCCCGACCCCGAGAACGAGAAGAAAAACCUGGACGUGAAAAUAAGCAGACGACCGCCCCGCCCUUGUUGCACGUUAACCCGGGCGGAUGCGGGAAGAAACAGGAGACAUGUGUUUCCGCCUCCCCUUCUUGUUCCGCGACGAGCGGGAGUAAGAGGAAUGUGAGUUCUCCUUGUCACGAUUUCUUGCAAGACGAAGACGAUGAAAAGCUGCACCUACUUCAGCUGCAGCGCGCUGGUCACCACUACCGGCAGGAACAAGGUCUACAACAAAGAGUGGGCUCAUCAAGUACAAGUAGACGAGCAUGUCGAAAGCUGUCCGGCGCGCGGCGGAGAACCAAAACCAUUGUCAUCGACGCGUCAAUAUGCAUUGCAAAAGUACCGUAUUAGUAGAAACCAGCCAUGCUCCGGCUGCCGCCGGAGCGCAAGGCUGUUGGGCCGGGGCAAGGCUGUUUGCCGCUCGGACCACAACCCCACGGGCCUAGUAGGCACAACGAAAAAUACUGGAUUCCUGCCGCCGAUUUGCGCCUUGCCAAGCCGCAGGACCACUUGCGCGCUUCCCGCGCCUGUGGGCGCUCUGCGCAGGGAGCAGCUGCAAAGAACACCGGGGGCGAACAGAAGCCGCAUGGCGGGAGAGGGUGGCGCGGGAGGGUGGCGCGAGAGGGUGGCGCGAGAGGGUGGCGCGAGAGGGUGGCGCGAGAGGGUGCGCGAGAGGGUGGCGCGAGAGGGUGGCGCGAGAGGGUGCGCGAGAGGGUGCGCGAGAGGGUGGCACGGAAAGGCGCCGAACAAAACAAGUCCGCGAAUGGCCUGCAGUGCCAAAUAUGGGCAUUACCAUGCGGAUCCGCGCCCGCUUCUUUGUGCUUUUACCCUCUCGCAGACUUCUCGCAGACCCUCUUUUUGACCUCUUUUGGGGGUCCCCACUAAUAAUCCGGCUAUACUCGCGGGUAGAGGUCGACAGAGGUGGCCGAGAGGUGGCCAAGAGGGUCCGCGAGAGGUCGCCCCUUAUUCGCAACACCUCUCUCCACCUCUGUCGACCUCUCGCGCCUCCUCUUUUUGACCUCUCUGCACCCUCUGUGCCACUUAGGCGGCGCCUAAGGGUGGGCGCUUACUGCGGGCCUUAUUCGCGCACCCUCUCGCGGACCCUCUCGAACGGGGUCCCGCGCCACCUCUCCACCUCUGUCGACCUCUUUUCUACCUCUGUCGACAUCUUUUUUACCUCUCGGCCACCUCUCUGGGACCCUCUGUCUACCUCUUUUUUCGCAUGAAUAUAAUGUAUAGUAAUUGCAUGACAAAGACAAACUUUCUCAAGUUGAGAAAGGAGAUCAUUUGUAAUGCUGGUGAUCUGCCUUCGGAGAGAGAUCUGUCAUGCGGGAUUCCAAUCAGCAUUACUACCAGUAUGGUUUAUUACUUUUGCGAUGCAUAGUCAACAAGCAGUCCUCGUCGGCCACUAGGAGGCCGCGUAGCUGUGGGGGCAGACGACUCAGACCAGGCUGCUAGACAGAAAAGUUCCCACGUCGAGGCGGAAGAACGUCGAUGGACAUGCUUGCCUUCGUCUUGCCCGUGCGCGAAAAGAAAUCGGGCGUGUGAUGUAGUUGUGCAACCGUUGCCCCCGCAGCUGCGGAUUGUUUCUAAAAAAGUGGUGGAGGUUUGUCAAGUGGUCGCCGCGAAAACGAACACGAAGCCCCAGAGCAGUAUGGGAGUGUCAGGAUCGAAAUUGACAAAGUCGAAAAAUUUGCGAUGCAAAAAAUGCAUGACGCGAAGUACGUGUGUUGCAGAGCAGGCAAGUGAGGCCGAUUGUGAGCCUGUUUGGGGUUACAGCACGAGAUCGAGCUGCUAAAGCAGCAUGAGAGACUCAGUCUUCUUUGCCUAGCCAGCAUUACAGCGUGGCUUUAGGCACCACCAGAAUUUGUGAUGCACCACUUAGAAACUGGGUUCGAACUGGAAUCCAUAAUUUUUUGCAUGACAAAUUAUUUCGAUUUUGUCAAUUUCGAUUCUGGCACUUCCAUGAGCAGAAGAAAAG